UAUGAGAGAUGUCGCAUUUUUCAAAAGUUGGUCGAAAUUUUAAAAUGCUCGUUUCUCAGCAACCCAGCAAUAUUUUUUCAAACGGAAAGCGCCAUUUUACUCAGAAAUGUCUAUAUUUUCUUUUAUGACUAGUUCGAACGAGUUCUGUGAGAUACGAUUGAACAGUGUCGGGCGUGGCUUAUGUGAAAUGGCUCUUAAUUGUUUUAUAUAAAUUAUCAAAAUUUUAGGCAAAUUUUCAUGGCCAACAAUUUGUUCAACAAAACAAACAAGAGGAAACAUUGUUCUUUGUAAAUCAAAAAUCUAAAAAGUCAUUAUCAAUGUUCAUUCUUCGUCAUUUCAUUUCUAUUGAAAAGAAAAAUUUUUAGUUAAAUAAAAUUAUGUGAGAAAAACACAAUAGAUGUGUUCUGUUGUGCUCCACAUAGCAUCCUACAUUCAGAUAGAAAAUUUUAAUUAUAUCGGUUAAAGAUGAUGACAUAUUUGAUAUAGUUGAGUUUUUCAAGAAAAUUAUUUUCUCGGACAAAGCCCACAUCUAUUGUGUUUUUCUCACAUAAUUUUAUUUAGCUAAAAUAAUAGUUUUUCUUUUCAAUAGAAAUGAAAUGACGAAGAAUGAACAAUGGUAAUCACUUUUUAGAGUUUUGAUUUACACAGAACAGUGUUUCCUCUUGUUUGUUUUGUUGAACGAAUUGUUAGACAUGAAAAUUUGAUAAUUCAUAUAAAACAAUUAAAUAAACACACAUUAAAGCAAUAUCUCGUUUUAGCUUUUAUGAACCGUAUAAAAUUAACAUGUUUAAUCACGAUCAAGCUGUCAAACAUGCCAAUCGUUCACGUCAACUAAUAUGGAGAGAAUUUCUUGAAACAUCAACAAUUGACGGAUUGAAAAGUAUUGCUGAUGCUCGAAAAAUUACAAAUUGUAUAUUUUGGUUAAUAACGUUUUUUGUAUGUGUUGGUGCAAUGGUAUAUUUUGUUGUCAGUAGUAUCAUAGAAUAUUAUGGAUAUGAAACAGAAACACAGGUCAGUAUUAACAUUGAAUAUCCAAUGGUAUUUCCAGCAUUUAGCAUUUGUAAUGCCGUUACGCUACGUGCAGACGUGGUAAAAAAACCAUUUAUUGAUUAUUUAUUUAAUAAAAGUCUUAUAUCUUCUAACGAUUAUACACAAACUUUAACAGAAUCAGAAUCAAGGUUAAUAAAUUCAUUUAUGAUCGAUUUAAUCAAUUCUGGUGUUCCCUACAAAGAUCUGAAAAAAUAUGGUUUUAUGCUGGAAGAUAUGCUGAUUAAUUGUGUAUUAGAUCUUCAACUGUACACUUAUAAUGAAUUAAGCAUGCCCUAUAUUAACGAUCAAACUGGCAUUGUAUCCAUAGUUCACGAUAACGCUCAAUUACCACAAAUUGACACUGAAGGUAUCACAUUGGCACCGGGUAUGAAACAUUUGAUUACAUAUGAAAAGAAGAGCUCAUCAUUUCUUGGUGCUCCUUACACACCAUGUACGAGCAAAUCUCGUGCUGAUUUAACAGUAUUGUUUCAUCAAUAUGAUGCCGAAUAUGAAUAUAAUCAAGUUCUUUGUCUUGCGGCUUGUCAGCAAGCAUACAUUUAUACGCAAUGUAAUUGUACGGAUCCAAACAACUGGAAUUAUCAUAAUAUUUUAAUCAAUAAUAUUCUCUUGAAAAGUCAGAUAUGCGUCACAUACAGUGUAUGUGUGAUACAAGCGAAAGGAUCAUUUGUUAAAGUUGAAAGUGAUUAUUGUUCACAUUGUCAACAAGAAUGUUCGCUAAUAACCUACACUGCACAAUCAUCAUCAUUUAAUGCACCACGUACAUAUGAAUUAGAUUAUAUAAAAAAAAACAUUGAAUCAAAAAAUGUAUCAUUACCGAUGGAUUGGAAUAUAUCAUAUAGCACUUAUAUUAACAAUAAUUACGUUGCUAUUAAGGUCAUACGCUUGUCCAAUAUAGUUGAAAAUUAUGCACAGCAACCAACUAUCACACCAACUGGUAUAGUUUCAGAUAUCGGUGGACAAACCGGUCUAUGGCUUGGUGCUAGUCUACUUAGCAUUAUUGAAAUAGUCGAAUUGAUUUAUCGUUUACUUCGGCGUAGCUGUAAACAGAAAACGGCGGUAGGAGACUCAUUACAGUUACAAAUGCAAGAUAUUUCACAGAUAUCCGGCAACUAA
Didymodactylos carnosus is the source of this 2163-nucleotide messenger RNA. The record is from the annotation of a GenBank genome assembly. Lineage: Eukaryota; Metazoa; Rotifera; Eurotatoria; Philodinida; Philodinidae.